ACCCUGACGAAAAGGAAAAGCAGAGGAAUGUGGAAGUCCUUUCCCCAAGGUCAAUGGAAAGAUAUUGAGCCAUCUGGUUGCCCCUUCAAUUGGGAAGAGGCCAGAGAUUCCUCUGUUAUCUACUGUUGUAAGAGAAGAGAGAAGAAAGGAAUGCAUGCAGAGACUCAAAGAGGCCCCAGACAUUAAGCACACACUGAUAUAGACUUCAAUCAGCUACAAGUCUGGAAUUAUUACCACAAAUAUAAGGCAUUGAAUAUGAGAAAAGCAGCAGCAGCAGAAAUUGAGAAAAGUGCCUUCUGUUGAACAGCAGUUAGGGUCGAAAAUAGGAAACAAUAAUAUUUGCAUUUAAGCGAUCAAUAAUUCACCCUUACAAUUGUCUUUCCAAAACAGGGACCCGCCUUUUCUCAGAAGGAUUUCAUCCACCUGACCUCAUCCUUGUACGUUUUUUUCUUACCUUUCAGCGAUGAUCCCAUUUUAACAGGCGUUUGAUGACUCACUGGUGCUGUUAUUGUUUUUGGCCAGAGAAAUUCCCUUUUGAGACCCAUAAUGGUGCUUUUUGAUCCCCGACACGUGGCAUAAAAGGAAGAACGGAAUCGAAGUGGAGGACAAGCACACUCAGCUGUCUUCAUUGUAAACCAACAACCAGAGAACCAGUGUAAUGGAGAGGAAGAUACCCAAAUCAAUAGCACGAUCUGUUACACCUCUGCUUCAGGCAAAAAAUCGAGGACUAGCAACGGUCUAAGCAUGGAUCCAGAUGCGAGUGUCAAAAAGCCAUUCCGUGCAAGAAAAACUAUGACUGUGAGCAGUCGAAAACAAAUUGAAAUACUGAGAAAUAUUCAAGCACGGGGAAAGACUGGAAGCGUCACCAACCGCGUGGAUAAUUGCAUGCAGUUAAAAAUGAUUGAAAGGGACUGCUUAAAUCGCAGUCCUUGCAAAGAAACGAACGCAGAUCUUGAAUUAAAACAAACGUCAGCCAAAGAGCCAGUAGCUAAGCGGGCUGUAAAUUCUGAAAGCCGCAUUUAUGACGGCAGUCCAGAUGUAUCCAGGGGCAGUCCCUAUAACGGUUGCAGUGCGCACGCCGAUGUGGAAAAGUUUUUGAACCCUGGGUGUUUUGAAGACUUGCUAUAUAGCUUGUAUAAAAAAGACUCCAGUUCUCCAGUUUCGAAGCCAGCAGAAUUGCGUUUAUAUUCUGAACCAACAAGUCGGCCCUUGGACACUCCAAAAGAACUGACUUCCUCAGUAGCCUCUUCGACUAGUGGGGUACCUACCAUGGGCAAAACAGUGAAGACCGAAGGAAUGCCUGAAAAUCUCGCAACUCCAGUGUUGGAACAACAACGUGACAGUUUUCAGUUCCGGGAAGGAAAUACACUGUCUGAUGAUCCUUUGAGAAAACGGAGACCUUCUGAACAUAAAGAAGUAACUUCUAAACGCAGGAAAUGGUCCCGUGAAACCAAGACUUCCGGCGUGCACUCAAACAAGAACCAGCCAGGACUGGAGAUGGUCAGAGGUUUCAUUCAGAGCCACCUAGACAGCAAGCUGGGAGAUUUGGACCGCAAGGUGCAGCAGCUAAGCAAAAGGAUAGAUCGCAUGCAGUGUCUGCAGAAUCACGAACAAAUAACUGUUCAGAUGACAAAGAGAAUAUCUCGGCUUAACAGGCGUGUGGAUUCUGUAGCGGAAUUCCAGAAGGCCCAGCUGCCCCAAAAGGCAAAUCUUCCAAGUGCAGAAGCAAAAAUUAACAUACUAAAUGCGCCCAAGCCUCUUCCUGACUGUCCAAACGAUCCCCCUGCAUCACUGAAACGUCGGUCAGCAGAAGCUCCUUCCAAAACCACCAGAAGUUCUGACAAGGAAACGUGUCUCCACGGGGAAACCUCUGGUGUCCAAUCUGUGAAUUCAGCAGAUGUUCAGCAAAAGAAAGCGUCUUCAAAUUCAUACCCCUCAACUGAAGUCCCACAUGCAGCUCAGAACUCGUUCCUGAUUGACUUAACGGAGGAAGAGAAUGCUAAGCCAGAAGAAGCGGUCUCAGUCAAAGCGAAUCCACCACCAGAAAGCACCACGGCCAGGCCUCACCAGCCAGCCCCAGAGCUGUCAAAGAAGAUCCCGGUGCCGUUUUCCCACCUCCCUCCGUUGCCAACGAGCCACCAGUGGUCGCAGCACCUAAAUGGCUUUGAAGACACCCUCCCGCCCCAGAGGCUCCAACUGGCCGUCGCGCAGAUCCAGAACCCCAAAGGCAUCGGCCUCCAGUGGAACAUCCGCCAAGUGGACCCGAGGUGCGCCCCCAUCGAGAGCUUCCAUUUGUACAUCUGCGUCGAGAAUACAAAGGCGGGCACUGUCUCUGCCUGGACAAAAACCAACGUCAUCAAGGCGCUUCCUCUCCCAUUGGCUUGUUCCAUGUCAUUUCCAGCAUCUGGCAAAUGUUACUUCGCCAUGCAAUCCAAGGACGUUUACGGACGCUUUGGACCCUUCUGUGAUAUUCAGUCGAUUUCUGCAGUAUAACUUUGGGGAGGGGGGGGGGGGCGACGAUAGCAACAGCUACCCCGUGACAUUUCUGUUGGGUCUUGCAUCUCGGGCCCAGUUGUACAGACCAACACUUUACAAACUGUUUACUCUAA
Messenger RNA from Sphaerodactylus townsendi, 2609 nucleotides. RefSeq names its product activating transcription factor 7 interacting protein 2 (gene ATF7IP2). Bases 745 to 2493 code for a protein of 582 amino acids. NCBI's taxonomy places the organism in Eukaryota, Metazoa, Chordata, Lepidosauria, Squamata, Sphaerodactylidae. The record is from RefSeq and is a predicted model, not a curated record. Gene Ontology annotation, molecular function: protein binding; transcription coregulator activity. Gene Ontology annotation, cellular component: transcription regulator complex; nucleus. The transcript is spliced from 13 exons. Gene Ontology annotation, biological process: regulation of DNA-templated transcription.